Zychaea mexicana is the source of this 441-nucleotide messenger RNA. RefSeq lists its product as uncharacterized. The record is from RefSeq and is a predicted model, not a curated record. Bases 1 to 441 code for a protein of 146 amino acids. NCBI's taxonomy places the organism in Eukaryota, Fungi, Mucoromycota, Mucoromycetes, Mucorales, Lichtheimiaceae. The transcript has 4 exons.
AUGGGUACGACGCAAUCCAAGACGGCAGGCGAGCCCGUAAUCAUUUAUAACCAGAACGUUCCUUUGCAGUUCUCGCAAGGCCUUGUCGAUUCGUUGGAAUCCCGAAAAAAGUCAAGCGAAAGCAGUGCUCGAUCGGAAGACGUAGAGGAACAGGUUCGCAAGCGCGUUGCUGAAGAAUUGGGACGCGCAAAGUCUCAGCAGAACGACGUAAACGAGCAGUCGUACAGCGAACUUGCAAAGAGCAACAUUGAAAAGGAUCACAACUCGGUUGCCAUGGGAACCGAUAUUGAAAACAUGAUUCAGCGUAUCCAGAGAUCAUCACCCAAGGAUGCCCCAGCCGAAAUUGUUGAGCGCCAGGAAGCUGUAGUAGCAUGUUACAAGUAUUUGUCAUCUCAAUAUUGUAUCUUUAUGUUCCUGGAUGUGUUUCGAUAUCUGUACUAA